Messenger RNA from Tauraco erythrolophus (red-crested turaco), 644 nucleotides. Lineage: Eukaryota; Metazoa; Chordata; Aves; Musophagiformes; Musophagidae. The record is from RefSeq and is a predicted model, not a curated record.
CUUCUGACUACGGUAUGAAGCUGCCCAUUCUGCGGUCCAAUGCGGAAGAUCAGAUUCUGUACCAGACCGAGCGUUACAAUGAGGAAACCUUUGGCUAUGAAGUUCCCAUCAAAGAGGAGGGUGACUAUGUGCUGGUGUUGAAGUUUGCAGAGGUCUAUUUUGCACAGUCUCAACAGAAGGUAUUUGAUGUUCGCUUGAAUGGCCAUGUGGUGGUGAAGGACUUGGACAUUUUUGACAGAGUUGGACACAGCACAGCUCAUGAUGAGAUCAUUCCCAUGAGUAUCAAAAAGGGGAAACUGAGUGUCCAGGGAGAGGUUUCCACGUUCACGGGGAAGCUCCACAUUGAGUUUGUAAAGGGCUACUAUGACAAUCCAAAAAUCUGUGCCCUAUACAUCCUGCAAGGAACAGUGGAAGAUGUUCCAAAGCUGCAACCACACCCAGGUCUGGAGAAAAAAGAGGAAGAUGAUGAUGAAGAUGAGUAUGAUGAUGGCUCCAGUGUUAAAAAACAGGCAAAUAAGAACCGAGUUCAGUCAGGCCCACGCACACCAAACCCCUAUGCCUCGGACAACAGCAGCCUCAUGUUUCCUAUAUUGGUGGCCUUUGGUGUCUUCAUUCCUACCCUCUUCUGCCUCUGCCGAUUAUGA